This is a messenger RNA of Fulmarus glacialis (Northern fulmar), 300 nucleotides long. Its product is annotated as contactin-3-like. Gene Ontology annotation, cellular component: plasma membrane; axon. The annotation marks the transcript as partial. Gene Ontology annotation, biological process: axon guidance; homophilic cell-cell adhesion; dendrite self-avoidance. Gene Ontology annotation, molecular function: cell-cell adhesion mediator activity. The record is from RefSeq and is a predicted model, not a curated record. The transcript has 2 exons. NCBI's taxonomy places the organism in Eukaryota, Metazoa, Chordata, Aves, Procellariiformes, Procellariidae.
AUGUUAUUGAAGGAUGGAGGACUAAGAAUAGCCAAUGUGACCAAAGUUGAUGCUGGAAGCUACACGUGCCUGGCAACAAACCAGUUUGGAACAGCCAGUGGCUCAACAAACUUAAUAGUUACAGAGCCAACAAGGAUUACUUUGGCACCUUCCAACAUGGAUGUCACUGUCGGAGAAAGUGUCGUCUUGCCUUGCCAGGUUCAGCAUGAUCCUAUACUGGACAUCAGCUUCACCUGGUAUUUCAAUGGAACACUCACCGAUUUCAAGAAGGAUGCUUCUCAUUUUGAGAAGGUUGGAGGG